UUCACUAUAAAUUCUAGUUAUAGAGUUUCUCCCUCCUCUCUCUUACGGGUCUGCAGAGCAAUCGCUCCAUGCUCGUUCCGGGUUCCCGCUCUACAAAAACCCUAGAAAAGCGUAUCCCGGGUUUUUCCUUUGGUUCUAUUGUUUCAAUUGUAAAAUGGAGAAAACAGGUAUUGAGGAAGCAAGUGGGACACCACCUUUGCCCCCAUCACCAAGUAUACCCCCAAAUGUCAAGCCAGAGCAAGUGGGCCCUCCUAAGCGUUCUGUUAUUAGUAGGAGGGGUGUUGGUACUGCUGGGCGGCGCAUAUCUCUGCUCACGAACCACUUCAAAGUUUCUAUGAAUAUUUCAGAUGCAAUGUUUUACCAGUACAGUGUUUCUAUUACUUCAGAGGAUAAGAGAGUGGUUGAUGGCAAGGGAAUUGGGAGAAAAGUGAUCGAUCGACUUUACCUAACAUACUCUUCUGAACUUGCUGGGAAGAAAUUUGCAUACGAUGGAGAGAAAAGUUUGUACACAGUGGGCCCUCUGCCACAAAACAACUUUGAGUUCACAGUCGUGGUUGAGGAGUUGCUUGCAAGAAGUGCUAAUGGUAGCCCUGGUGCAAAUGGAAGUCCCAGUGGCAAUGGCAAGCGACCAAAGUGUUCUUUUCGAUCGAAAACUUUCAAGGUGGCAAUCAGCUAUGCUGCCAAAAUACCUUUAAAAUCUAUUGUUCUUGCCCUCAAAGGAAGUGAGGUUGAUAAUAACGCUCAGGAUGCAUUGAGAGUGCUUGACAUUAUAUUGAGACAGCAAGCAGCUAACAGGGGCUGCCUUUUGGUAAGGCAGUCAUUCUUUCAUGAUGAUUCGAGGCACUUUACUGAUGUGGGGGGAGGAGUAACAGGCUGUCGGGGUUUCCAUUCUAGUUUCCGUACAACUCAGGGUGGUUUGUCACUGAAUAUGGAUGUAUCUACAACUAUGAUCCUAACUCCUGGACCUGUGAUUGAUUUUCUGCUAGCUAACCAGAAUAUACGGGAUCCUCGCCAUAUCAACUGGGAAAAGGCUAAAAAGAUGCUGAAAAAUAUGAGGAUUAAGACAAAGCACAGCAACAUGGAAUUCAAAAUCACUGGCCUAAGUGAGAAGCCCUGUAAUCUGCAACAUUUUCCUCUGAAAAUGAGAAACAGCGAUGAUGCAAAUGAUGAAGAUCAGACUGUGGAGAUUACUGUCUAUGAAUAUUUUACUAAACACCGUGGCAUAGAACUAUCCAUUUCUGCUUACAUGCCAUGCCUUAAUGUUGGAAAGCCAAAACGACCCAACUAUCUACCCCUGGAGCUUUGUUUGCUAGUUUCACUCCAACGAUAUACAAAGGCAUUGUCUAUCAUGCAGAGAUCAACUUUAGUUGAAAAGUCAAGGCAAAAGCCUCAGGAUCGAAUACGAACUGUGACUGAUGCUGUGAGAAACUACCAAUAUGAUGAGGAUCCUGUGCUUUCUGCAUGCGGUAUUUCUAUUGACAGACAAUUGACUCAAGUUGAUGGUCGUGUCCUUGAGGCACCAAAGUUGAAGGUUGGUAAUAGUGAAGAUUGCAUCCCUCGUAAUGGAAGAUGGAACUUCAAUCACAAGAAACUUUUAACCCCUGUUCGAAUUGAACGCUGGGCAGUUGUGAACUUUUCCGCUCGCUGUGAUACCAGCCAUCUUUCCCGGGAGCUUAUUAACUGUGGAAGGAAUAAGGGCAUUCUUAUUGAACGCCCUCAUACACUAAUUGAGGAAGAUCCACAAUCUAGAAGAGCUAGCCCUGUUGCAAGAGUGGAGAAGAUGUUUGAAAUAGUAAGGGCAAAGCUUCCAGGUCCUCCUGAAUUUCUUCUGUGUGUCUUGCCGGAGAAGAAAAAUUCUGAAAUUUAUGGACCUUGGAAGAAGAGAAGUCUUAGUGAUUUUGGAAUUGUCACGCAAUGCAUUUCCCCUACUAAAAUCAAUGACCAGUACCUCACAAAUGUACUUCUUAAAAUCAAUACCAAGCUUGGAGGAACAAAUUCUUUGUUGGCAAUAGAGCACACUUCUCGUAUCCCCUUGAUUAAAGAUACUCCUACAAUGAUUUUGGGGAUGGACGUCUCUCAUGGGUCUCCUGGUCAAGCAGAUGUCCCAUCCAUAGCUGCAGUUGUUGGCUCUCGAUGUUGGCCACUGAUCUCAAGGUAUAGAGCAUCAGUAAGAACACAGUCACCUAAGGUUGAGAUGAUUGAUGCUUUAUACAAGCCUUUGGCAAAUGGGAAUGAUGAUGGAAUGAUCAGGGAGCUGCUUGUGGACUUCUUUCAAACCAGCAAUGGACGCAAACCAGCGCAGAUUGUUAUAUUCAGGGAUGGAGUGAGUGAAUCACAGUUUAAUCAAGUUUUGAACAUUGAGCUGGAGCAAAUCAUGAAGGCCUAUCAGCAUCUUGGGGAGGUUGAUUUUCCCAAGUUCACAGUGAUUGUGGCUCAAAAGAAUCAUCACACAAAACUAUUUCAAGCUGGUGCCCCUGAAAAUGUUCCACCUGGGACAGUAGUGGAUACAAAAAUUGUGCAUCCAAGAAAUUAUGAUUUCUACAUGUGCGCUCAUGCAGGGAUGAUUGGAACAUCUCGCCCAGCACAUUAUCAUGUCUUGCUUGAUGAGAUUAGCUUCUCUCCUGAUGACUUGCAACAUCUUAUCCACUCCCUAUCAUAUGUGUACCAAAGGAGCACAACCGCCAUCUCAAUUGUGGCACCCGUUUGCUAUGCUCACCUUGCUGCCCAACAGAUGGGGCAGUUUAUUAAGUUUGAUGAUCUAUCUGAAACUUCUUCAGCGAAGAGAGCCAUCACAACAGAAGAGAGCGUCCCCGUUCCGGAGCUCCCCAGGUUGCAUGAGAAUGUCCGAGGUUCCAUGUUCUUCUGUUGAGUGGUGGAUAAGGUGGAUAACUUCCAGUCUCCGUAAAUAUUUUGGUGUUUUGUUUAUCUUUCCAAUACUGGGUAAUGGCCAGCCAGUAGGGAAAUCAGAAAUGAUAUACAUGUAGUUAAGCAACCCCAAGUUUUGAAUGAGGUGGGUUGAAUAGAGAAAUGAUAGGUAAACAAACAGAUUCAAAUGCGAUUUCUAGGUCUGAUUUUGACAGUCUUACAUUUUUCAUGUGAAACUGGUUUUGGGUAGUUGUCACCCACAGGCCACCCAGUUUGGGUUCUCAAAAAUUUCUCUGUCAAAUCUUUACGCCUAUUUUGAUCA
Messenger RNA from Vitis vinifera (wine grape), 3187 nucleotides. RefSeq names its product protein argonaute 16. Gene Ontology annotation, molecular function: protein binding; RNA binding. Gene Ontology annotation, cellular component: cytoplasm. The record is from RefSeq and is a predicted model, not a curated record. The transcript has 23 exons. Bases 155 to 2869 code for a protein of 904 amino acids. Gene Ontology annotation, biological process: regulatory ncRNA-mediated post-transcriptional gene silencing. NCBI's taxonomy places the organism in Eukaryota, Viridiplantae, Streptophyta, Magnoliopsida, Vitales, Vitaceae.